AUGCAUUCUGCAGAUGAUCCAGUACAUCGCUCAAAAAAUCAUUUUCAUCCAUCGACAGCUCAAGCAUCGAACGGUUAUGAAGGUGAUUACACUGUGCCACACACUCGGUCAGCUCCAUCUCAAAAUGCAUUUUUUUCACCACAAUCAGCAUUUUAUUCUUCAUCAUCUCAACAAACUAUACCGACAAAUCAAGUAGCCUCUAGCAUGGAACUUCUAUCAAAUAAUCCGUUUCUUAAUGUUGGUAUUAAAGCUGUUGGAGAUAGUAUGAAGGAUAUAACAGGUAAAACUGUUAAUAUGUUACCCAAUGAAAUGAAAAAAUCUUUAUCAUCAAUAAAAGAUUAUUUUGCUGUUGAUCAAAUUUAUGUUAUGAAAAAACUCUCUUUACUUUUAUUUCCAUUUCGACCACGAAAUUGGUCAGUUGGUUAUAGUGCAGAUGGACCAGUUCCACCUCGAGUUGAUACAAAUGCACCAGAUUAUUAUAUUCCAUUAAUGAGUGUUAUGACUUAUGUUCUUGUUGCUGGCCUUGUGCUUGGCACCCAAAAUAGAUUUACACCUGAACAAUUAGGCAUGCAUGCAUCAUCAGCUCUUGUGUGGAAUAUAAUUGAAAUUGGUCUUCUAUGUUUGACAUUUUAUAUCUUAAAUAUACAAUCAAAAUUACGUACAUUAGAUUUAAUUGCUUACUGUGGUUAUAAAUAUGUUGGAAUGAUAGCUGCUUUAUCAUCAUAUUUAGCUACACAUUCAUUAUUUGUUUAUCGUUGUUCACUUUUAUAUGUUAGCAUUUCAUUAUCUUAUUUUCUUAUAAAAUGUCUUCGAUUAAAAAUAUUACCUGAUACCAGUGGAUCUCAUACAUAUAAUGCAAAUGGAAAUGCACGUCGGGUUUAUUUACUUCUUGCAAUUGUUCUUAUUCAACCAUUAUUUAUUUGGUACUUAACUCGACAUUUAAUUGUUACGUAA
Molecule: messenger RNA, 954 nt
Organism: Adineta steineri
Lineage: Eukaryota; Metazoa; Rotifera; Eurotatoria; Adinetida; Adinetidae
Source: the annotation of a GenBank genome assembly